AUGAUAGAUUUGAACCUCACGGAUGAUCAAUUGAAGUGUUAUGCCUUAAGUGAUAUUGAGAAUAUUCUUAAAAAGAAUGGAAGCACUUUGAUGAAUAUAUGUCCUGGGAUGUGUUCAAGUGAUAUUUUCGUCAAAGAUGGUCAGAAUAAGCUAAUCUUAGAGGAGCUUAAUUAUGACAAGGAUUCCUUGAACGCUGAAUUGCUUGAAUUACUUCCAAUGAUGAUUGAAGAACAGACCUUGAUAUAUGAUGAAAUUACCAGAGCCAUUGAAAGCGGUAAGGAGGUGUAUUUUUCUUGGGUAGCAUCUUUGUUAUUACCAAAGGGGAGGAAUGCACAUUCAAGAUUUGGAAUACCUUUUACUGUAACUGAAGAUUCAAUGUGUAGAGGCAUAGAACCUAACAGUCAGUUGAACAUGAGAUUGCAACCAAGAUUGGCCAAUCUUGAUGAGCUACGAGAUUUUGUAGAAUGGAUUCUCAAAGUUGGGGAUGGAAAGCUUGGAGGACCCAACGAUGGAGAGGCUACUAUCGACAUACCUAAAGAUCUAUUGAUAAAGGAUGCAUCCGAUCCAAUGGAUGCAAUUAUUGAUUCAACUUAUCCUAGAAUUCUUGAGGGCUCAAUUGACAGUUUAAGCUUUUAUAACAGGGCAAUACUAGCACUAACAAAUGAAAUUGUUGAUAAAUUUCUUAACUCAAUACGUGCAUCUGGAGUUCCUAACAAUAAUUUUUUGUUAAAAGUUGGUGCUUCAAUAAUGAUGCUAAGAAACAUGAAUCAUUCAGCUAGCUUAUGCAAUGGUAUGCGCUUAUUAGUUGAUCGUUUAGGCGACCGAGUUAUAAAAGCAACCGUUAUAUCCGGAUAUAACAUUGGUGAUAAGGUUUUCAUUCCAAGGAUUACACUCACACCUUCUGAUAGCACUAAAAUCCUAGUUGCUCUCCAAAGAAGGCAAUUUCCUAUUUCUUUGUGUUUUGCCAUGACGAUUUAUAAGAGCCAAGGAGAAUCAUUAUCACAUGUUGGUUUGUUUCUACCUAAGCCCGUCUUUAGUCAUGGACAGUUAUAUGUCACAAUUUCUAGAUUGACUAGAAGAUUAGGUCUAAAAAUUCUAAUAUCUAAUAAGAAUGAUGAAAUAAGUUCUAACACUGAUAACGUUGUAUAUAAAGAGCUAUUUCAAAACCUCUAA
Messenger RNA from Amaranthus tricolor (Joseph's coat), 1173 nucleotides. RefSeq lists its product as uncharacterized. Gene Ontology annotation, molecular function: DNA helicase activity. Lineage: Eukaryota; Viridiplantae; Streptophyta; Magnoliopsida; Caryophyllales; Amaranthaceae. The transcript has 4 exons. The record is from RefSeq and is a predicted model, not a curated record. Gene Ontology annotation, biological process: DNA repair; telomere maintenance. The coding region runs from base 1 to 1173 and encodes 390 amino acids.